AAUUUAUGAGCUAUGAGGGCAGCUCUGGGGCCCUCCGAGGUGAUUUUUAUCAGUGUAGUUGCAUAAACAGUUCUACUUGACUUGAACGUUGCGAACGGGGAGCACUGGAAGGCCUGCUGUAUAAAGGGGAUCCAGCCUGUGCAAGUAUCUGUGUAGCCCACGGAUAUUCAGGAAACAGAGAUGAAGGUACACAUGCACACAAAAUUUUGCAUCAUUUGUUUGCUGACAUUUACCUUUCAUCAGUGCAAUCAUUGCCAUAAAGAUGGACAUCACCGUGGUCCCAAAGGGAAAUGUGGACACUACCAUAAUGACUGUCAGAUCUCAAAUGAUUCCUACUUCCAGAAUGGAGGAACAGAAUCUAUGCCGAGUAAAUUUUCAACGUUGGAAGCUGAAAAUGAACAAAAAUACUACAUUGAAAAGAUAUUUGAUCGUUACGGUGAAAAUGGAAGAUUAUCCUUUUUUGGCCUGGAAAAGCUGUUAAUAAGCCUUGGUUUAGGAGAGGUAAAAGUAGUGAUGAUAAAUCAUGAUGAUAUUGGCCAUGAUCAUGUUUCUCACUUAUAUGCUUUAGAAGUCCAGGAAGGAAAGCAUUCUCAUUCUCAUAACCAUCCUCAUGGCCACUCAGAUUCAGAAAACCAAACCAUGGCUGUAAAGAGAAAUCAUAAAUGUGACCCUGAGAGAGAGACAGUAGCACUAUCAGUAAAAGAUGAUGGCAAACACAGUCAUGACCAGAGUCGUCAUCAUCGUCAUCACCACCCUCGUGUACAUCAUCAUGACCAUAAUGGUACACAUCAUUCUCGUAAUGAUUCAGUUAGUCAUAGUGAACAUGGAGAACAGAACCAUGAACCUUCAACAGAGACAAACACAACUCAAGAUCAGCCAGAAAGAAAACAGCGCAAACAGAAGAAGAAGCAAAAGAAGAUCAGUGAGACUUCAGGAGAUUAUGCCCCAGAUCAUGAUUCAGGUGAUCAGCAUGAGCACAAUCGUGUUCAUAAACUUGAUCAUGCACAUGAUGCAUCUCACUUGCAUGUACGCCGUCAUGACCACAGUAGCGAUCGUUCUACUAGUCGUGGGCAUCAAGAUUCCAGUUUAGGUAAUGAGGAUGGGCACCACCAUACCAGCAAACGAGAGGCACCUCGUAAACAGAGUAGUGUAAGAAAACGUGCUCUUUUUCCAUCACAUAGUCAUAAGGAUCAUAAUGAAGAUGAACGUGGUCGUGAAGAGUGCUUAAAUGUUACCCAGCUGCUACGGUACUAUGGUCUGGAAACCAGCUCACCGAUAUCUCCUGAAUUGUUUGUAUACAUGUGUCCUGCUUUGCUAUACCAGAUUGAGAGGAGGCUUUGUAUUGUACAUUAUGAUGAGCUUGAAGAUGUUAUGAAAAGUAAAAACGCGUCAAUUGAGAAUAAAGAUAAAACAGGUGCAUCAGCCUGGUUUUGUGGUAUCAUCUCUAUCACCGUCAUUAGCCUGCUUUCCUUACUAGGUGUGAUCUUGGUUCCCAUCAUUAACCAAUGGUGCUUCAAAUUUCUUCUAACUUUCUUGGUAGCUCUGGCUGUUGGAACAAUGAGUGGAGAUGCACUACUCCAUCUCUUGCCACAUUCACAUGGAGGCCACAACCACAGUCACCACCAUGGCCAAGGUUAUGUACAUGAACACAAGCGUUCUCAUCGACAUGCCCACGGACAUGGAGUGCAGACAGAAGGCUUUCUGGAAGAAAAUGAUCCAGUGCUGAAAGGUCUUGUGGCACUUGGAGGCAUUUAUGUUUUGUUCAUUAUUGAACAUUGUUUAAGAAUGUACAAGCAUUACAAUAAACAGAAGAGUAAGCAGAAAUGGUGCAAAAAACCCCAGACUGAAGAAUCACCAAUUGGAAGGAAACUUUCUGAUCACAAGUUAAAUAAUAGACCAGAUGCUGACUGGCUUCAGCUCAAACCCCUUGCAGGAGCAGAUGACUCAGUUUUGUCUGAAGAUCGACUCAAUGAAACUGAACUAACUGAUUUAGAUGGCCAGCUGGAAUCCCCUCCCAAAAACUUCUUGUCUGUGGAAGAGGACAACAAUAUGCACCAUUCUCACAAUGAUAUCUCACACGCUGCUCAAGAGCAUGAUCUUCAUGAUUCAGAGUAUGACAGCCAUGGCGAAGAUAAAAUGAUAGCUAGAAAGCACAGUCACCACUGGCAUCACAAACAUUCCCAUCAUUCCCAUGGCCACUGUCAUUCUGGAAAAGACCUGAAAGAUACUGGGAUAGCUAAUAUUGCAUGGAUGGUAAUUAUGGGAGAUGGCAUUCACAACUUUAGUGAUGGCUUAGCAAUCGGAGCAGCUUUUAGUGCUGGACUUACAGGAGGAAUUAGUACCUCUAUAGCAGUGUUCUGUCACGAGCUUCCCCAUGAAUUAGGUGACUUUGCUGUGCUUCUUAAAGCAGGUAUGACAGUAAAGCAGGCUAUUGUGUACAACCUCCUGUCUGCCAUGAUGGCUUACAUAGGGAUGCUGAUAGGCACAGCGGUGGGACAGUAUGCUAAUAACAUCACCUUGUGGAUCUUUGCAAUCACUGCAGGCAUGUUCCUCUACGUGGCACUGGUUGACAUGCUUCCAGAAAUGCUUCAUGGAGAUGGAGAUAAUGAAGAGCAUGGUUACUGUCCUGUGGGGCAGUUCAUUCUUCAGAAUCUAGGCCUGCUGCUUGGAUUUGCUAUCAUGCUGGUGAUUGCCCUCUAUGAAGAUAAAAUUGUACUUGACAUCCAGUUUUGACCUAAUUCUGGUAAUCACUGUGGUUACAAUAAUGUUACUGUAUGGCUUUGAGUCUGCACUGUUUCACUGUAUGCACAUUGCUCAGAGGAAAAGCAGUGGCUUGCACUACUUACACAAGUACAGUAUAUUCAUUUCUGUGUAGAUUAACUUCUGCUUUUUUUCUGAUUGAAAUCAGACAAGAUUACCCAGUGUAUCUUCUAAACUCGAGUGACAAUUAGGAAAUACUAAAUAUGAGAAAUAAAUGCCAAGUUCAUGUACUAGAUAGGAAGCACUGAUUGUUUAAGAAAGAAAAAGUGCAGUGAAUGAUCUACACGUGUGGGAAAAUGCCAUUUCAUUAGUACAUUUGAACAGAACCCAGAAAAUGUUACAGCUGAAGUUCAUACCUCUGCAAGGAACCCGAGUAAGCUUUUAGUGCCACGUAAGUCUUAAGUAGCUCAUAUAUAUAUAUAUAUCUGUAUGUAUAUAUAGAUAUAUAUAGAGAUGGAUAUAUAGAUAUAUACAGAUGUGCAUGCCAUGUAAAUGUGCGUGCGUGUGUGUGUAUAUAUUCAUUCUGUGCUGAUUCUUCUGCAUAGUGGUGACUUGAAGUAUUAAAUCUCACAACAGCACAUGACUGGAAACCACUGUGCUGGUUUAAAUUCUAAAAAAGAAACCAAAACCCUCUAAACACUGUUUAAAUUCUUAGAAUAUGUGUUAAGCUGCACUCCAUCAUUAUAAACUUCAUGUGUAAGAAGGCAGGCUGUUGCAAUAUAUUCUGCAAAGUGCUAUGUUCUGUCGAGGAUCAGUUUGACGAUGUUUUUCCUGACUAAGAUUUAUUUGAUGUUUGUUCCUUGAUAUUAGUAGGAAAAUGCAAAAUGCAGUAGAAUUAGUGUUAGCUUGGGGAAAUCCCUGAUGUUGGAGUUAUUGAGCUAUUUCUGGUUCUUUUUUACAGAUGCUAAACAUGUAUUGUGUGCCACUUGCAGCAUAAACUACUGAAGAUUUGUGGCUGUGAAUUUGUGCAAACUCUUUUAACAGAGAAUCCAUAUGGGAAUUUUCUCCAUUUUUAGUAACAGUUGUUUUGGUCUGUUUUCUCCUCCUCAUGUUAAAACAAUCCAAAGUGUAAGAAAGAUACUAGAUUACUGAACCUGGACACAAAGGAUAAAUUAUGGUCUGUGUAUGUAGUACUGGUAGGUUAUUUACAAUACUGUAAUAUCAGAUCAAAAUCUGUUUCUACAAUGCCUUUGAUAUCAGACACUGUAGCACCAGCCGUUUCUGGCAGUAGGGAGUACGUAAGAGGAUUUCUACUUCCAGCAUAAACGAGUUAGUUAAUUUCUAAGAUAUUUCUUACACUUUUGGUAUUAAUUAGAUCAUGAAAAAGCAGAUAUGAUAGACCAGCGGUAUGUGUAACUUGGAAAGACAGACUGAAAAUUUGGGCCUUAACUUCUCAGAUCAGCUAUCCUAGAUUGGAUUGUGCUGAUAUUCUUACAUUGCCAGACAUGAGUUGAGUUUGUUCUUGUACCCAUCUCCUUAAAAACAUUAUGAGUUUGUGAGGAGUGCAAGUUGAUUCUGUAGUACCAGUCCUUCUAAGCAUGGUAGUAGCCUUUUUUAAAACAUACAGUUCAUCUUCUUUUAUGCGUAUGCCAGGUAAAAGCUGUAUUUUGACUAUGUGCCGUAAGUUUUGUUUAGGUCUGCUUGGUGCCAGUGUAACUGCUAAGAACACCGAUUCUAACGCCUUUAAUGAGAGCCAGUUGGUAUCUUCAUUCCAUUUCAAGUUAAUGUGUUUCCUGUGGCCCUUUACUUUUUCAAGCUUCAUUGGUCAAUUUAAUUUUUACUGAGAGCAGCUCACUUAUGUUAAAGAUAUCAGUUGGUUCUUGCCAGUAUUUCUUCUAAUGCAGUAUCAAGAAACAGUAUUAAGGGUCCAUUUCAAAGGCGGGCAUGGUUUCUUCAGUGAAGAAGCCAAAAGCCCAGAGUUCAGGCAUGCAGCCGUUUGAUGGUCUGAAUUCAAGUUUCUUUUUUUCUUCUUUAAACACGUUUACUGUUGGACCCUAAUUAGAAAACACACUGUUGUUAGCUUCAGAUGACUGAAUUUCUGCAGUGUAAAGAUCCUGGGUGACAUUUUUCAUAGUGCCCAUGUCAGGUCACUGAGUACCAUUUUCAAAGAGACUUAACUCACUGCAUACCUUCUGAGGAUCUAAUUUUAAACAGCCUGUUUCUUAGGUAUUAAACUGACCCUUUUCUGUUAAUUCUGUCGAGUAUAAGGGGGUUAUUAUGUGGUUGAACUGAUAUUUUGUCAAAUAAGUUUUCAAAGGUUAUUCCUUUUAAAUCUGUUCAAAUGAAGAUUUCUGUAUUUCAGGUAGUAUAUUUACUUGUGUAUUAGUUGGAGUAUGGUUAUAGCUUAAUACACUGCCUCUAUAGAAAAAAUAAUUAACUUCCUUCCAAGACCAUCUUCAGACAAGAGAAAAACAUGGUCCUUGAAGGUAGGUACUGUAUUUUUCAUGAAAUAUGGGUUAUUUCCUUUUAUUUUCCAGUAUUUAUUGCAAGUUAUGAAGAGCAGUGUAACUAACAGCUGUGACUUCUGUAUGUUUCCACCAGUAUUGAGUUCCAGGUGAUUCUAAUGUAUGCUUUUGAGUCAUGUUACAGACAAUCUGAAUUCCACUACAUUUCUACUUGGCUUCAACAUUCCAUUCUGCUUGAAUCCAGAGUCUCAUUUAACUUGUAUUUGUUGGAGGGCAUAAAUGUUACUUGUAUAUUACAAUGCUGUCACUGUGUGACAUCCCAUAUGAAUUUUGAUGUAGAUCACAUUGCACUCAAUCCGCUGUGAUUAUGCUUCGAAAAUACUGUAGUUCCUAGAUGCAGUGUGAUUUCUUUUAAUUUUUUUAACUCUUGUUUUUCUUUCCCUUCCCCAUUAACAAUUAAGUCUAUGGUUUAAAAUGUGAUUCUGGUCCUAUAAGAUAUAACUUGCUGAGCUGUCAGUCUUUUUGUUAAAACUAAAUAGGUUUUUUAAAUUUUAUAAAGCUGGAAAUGAUCAAAUGCUGUUUUGUUCAUUGUCAACAGUGUUGUGCUCAUUUUAUGUAUGUUCCUUAUAAAUAAGGAGCUUCCAGAAAAUAAAAUUAUUCAAGGAGCAGA
Pezoporus flaviventris is the source of this 5835-nucleotide messenger RNA. It is a transcript of the gene SLC39A10, whose product is annotated as solute carrier family 39 member 10. Gene Ontology annotation, biological process: positive regulation of B cell receptor signaling pathway; intracellular zinc ion homeostasis; zinc ion import across plasma membrane. The record is from RefSeq and is a predicted model, not a curated record. The transcript is spliced from 10 exons. Gene Ontology annotation, molecular function: zinc ion transmembrane transporter activity. The coding region runs from base 181 to 2733 and encodes 850 amino acids. Gene Ontology annotation, cellular component: membrane. Lineage: Eukaryota; Metazoa; Chordata; Aves; Psittaciformes; Psittacidae.